Molecule: messenger RNA, 828 nt
Organism: Myotis myotis
Lineage: Eukaryota; Metazoa; Chordata; Mammalia; Chiroptera; Vespertilionidae
Gene: POLR2K
Product: RNA polymerase II, I and III subunit K
Exons: 4
Coding region: 98-274 (58 amino acids)
Biological process (GO): DNA-templated transcription
Cellular component (GO): RNA polymerase II, core complex; RNA polymerase I complex; RNA polymerase III complex
Molecular function (GO): zinc ion binding; DNA-directed RNA polymerase activity; DNA binding
Source: RefSeq, a predicted model, not a curated record
CAUAAGCUGGCGCCGGAAGUGGGGUGCGCACGCCGAGGUGCGGCGCUGUCGGUUUGGAAUCGCAGCGGGAGGAGGUUGCCGGUGCUGAGGGUUAACAAUGGACACCCAGAAGGACGUCCAACCCCCCAAGCAGCAGCCAAUGAUAUAUAUCUGUGGAGAAUGUCACGCAGAAAAUGAAAUAAAAUCCAGGGAUCCAAUCAGAUGCAGAGAAUGUGGAUACAGGAUAAUGUACAAGAAAAGGACUAAAAGAUUGGUGGUUUUUGACGCUCGAUGAAAUGGAAUUCAGAAGAAUAUCUGUUUGCAUUUGGAUUUGCUGUUGUUGUAUAGUUUUUGAUGAGUAUACUUAUCUUUAUGAAUACAACUACUAGUAUAUACAUGAUUUCAUUUUUAAAACCAUAUUGUAUUUAGGUAUCUAUUAUAAAGAUUUUUUUUGUUCAGUUCCAUGAUUUGUAAUUUAAUUUUGUGUGUGUGUAAUUUAAUUUUGUUGUAUAUUUCACCUGACAUGAAAAAGGUUAAAAGUGCUUCGCCAAACCACACUUUUAAUCAAAACCGAGAGUCAUUGGGGCCCUUGUUAAAAAUAAAGUUUUCUAGGGCUCUCUAGGUGUGAUUCAGUUCGUUCCUUGGAAACCACUGUUUUAUAUUAUCAAUUGUUAGUAAAAUCUCCAGCAUCGUUUUGUGUGGAGUAUAACAGUACACUUACUCUCAGUGUGCAUACAUCAUGCGGAGUUACAUUUUUCAUUUGUUACUUGAAGGAGGCCUUUCUGUAUUUGUAUGUAAUGCUUGACUGGUUUUUAAAUCUUGGACAAGGGAGAAGAAACCAAUGGUUGC